Molecule: messenger RNA, 3847 nt
Organism: Solea solea (common sole)
Lineage: Eukaryota; Metazoa; Chordata; Actinopteri; Pleuronectiformes; Soleidae
Gene: gorab
Product: golgin, rab6-interacting
Exons: 5
Coding region: 156-1244 (362 amino acids)
Biological process (GO): non-motile cilium assembly
Source: RefSeq, a predicted model, not a curated record
UAAACAAAGAUGGCGGUGUAGUGUCCACCGUCCUGUGUGUUGUCAGAAUAUUUUUGGCUUUAAAAUGAUUUGUAUUCUUAAUAAGUUGUGUAAACAUCCCCGUGUGUAGUGUCUCUGUCGCCUGGUUUGGACUGUCGUGAGCGUGGGGUUUCAAAAUGAGCGGCUGGGCCGGUUUUUCUGACGAUGAACUGCGGAGGUUGCAGCAGAAAGAGUCUGCAGGGCUCGCAGCGGCAGCCCGCGGUCGGAAGCCGGCUUCAGCUAACCGCAGUCGGCAACAACUACAGCGGGAGAGGGCUCUUCAUCUCGCCUCUCAGAAAAACAUAGUCGAUGGGGGUCAUGUCCUUCCACCAGAGCAGCAACUCACGAAGCCGCCACCCAAAGAAGAGCCCCGGCCCGCGGCUCCAGCAAGAGCUCCGGCCGUGAGACUCGAUGCGCAGCCGAAGAUCUGCGAGGUGAAGCCGAGCAAAGACCACCAACCGGCCGCAGAGGAGCAGACCCCACUUGUCAAAGAGCUGGAGAAACAAGAGGUGGAACUACGGGAGAAGACACGUCUGGAGCAACUGCAGCAAGAGCAAAAAACCAUGGAGGAAAAUAAUAAGCGCAAGAAAGCUCUUCUGGCAAAAACUAUUGCGCAGAUGUCCAAACAGACGCAGGCAGAAGCGGUGAAGCUAAAGAGAAUCCAGAAGGAGCUCCAGGCCCUCGAUGACAUGGUGUCCAACGAUAUCGGCAUCCUGAGAGGAAGGAUAGAACAAGCCAGCUGGGACUACACUGCAGCCAGGAAGCGCUAUGAGAAGGCGGAGGCCGAGUAUGUGAUGGCCAAACUUGACCUGCACAAGAAGACGGAGGUGAAGGAGCAGCUGACCGAGCACCUCUGCGCCAUCAUCCAGCAGAAUGAGCUGCGCAAAGCCCACAAACUGGAGGAGCUGAUGCAGCAGCUGCAACUUCAGGCCACCGAGGAGGAGCUGGAGAGGCAGAAACGGGAGGAGGAGGAAGAGGACAGGAAGAAGAGGAGAAGCUUUGUGGAAGGGCAGCGAGACGGGAAGGAGGGAACCGGUUCAGUGGCGGACCAGGAGGGAGCAGUGCAAUCAACCAAAGACUGUAAACCUUCAGAGGGGGAGAGUGUGGAGGAGGAGGAGGAGGAGAGAGGAGGUGAGGAGCACAAAGCGAUGACUGAACCACCAAAGAGUGAAGAAAACUGUACAACCGCUGGGAACGGUGCUGACGGUGAGAGUGCGGCGUCCUGAUCUUCACUGAGCACUGAGACAUUGUUUUCACCUGUUCUGUAAAACACGUGGACUUGAUGACACUGUUCCAUCUUUGAUCUUGUCCUCUUUUGAAUGUUUGUCCCAUAAUAUGGUGCUUUCCAGAACCAGAGAAUAUUCACUUUGUAGAAGCAAUCAGAAAAAUCUUGUUUUAAUAAUGAAAAAAGCUUCAAACCCAUUCAUUGAUUAUCAAAAUAGGUGGCGGUUAAUUUAGUAAUCGACUAAUAAUCAACUCAUUUAGUAACUGAUUCAGCAGCUCUAAUGCAAACAUUGCAACUUUUACCAUUCAUAUCACUUCUGUCACAUUUGCUUCACAAUAUACACGUGACGCUUUUCCAUUAUGCAGUUCUAGCAUGACUCCACUCGUUUCAGUUAGAAAUAGUACUUGGUGCUUUUUUGGUACCUUCUCUGACGAGGUCACAAGCGAGCUGAGCCGCUACCACGAUACUAAAAUGUGACGUCAACACACUGCCGGCCACUGAUUGGUCACUGGAAGAGUCACGAGCGCGACGUCCGACAUGAGAAUCGAAGCGAACAAUGUCGAAAUAUAGAUCAAUUAAAAAGACUCAAAAAUCCUGAAAACAUGAGUUCAUCGCCAACAUUUAGGAAAUGUUAUGUUUGCUUUGCUCUUCACUUGUUUGUGUCACGUUUAAAGUCACACCUUGCUAUGAAGUGCUAUGAAACUGAUGGAAAACGACAUGCCUGAUACCAGACUGAGUAGAGUUAGAACUGUACAAUGGAAAGGUGUCAGUCAGUAUGACUUUUUUUUUUUUUUUUUACUACAACCCACAAAUUAGAGGGCGGGUGAUGUCACUCCCACUUCCCAGUUCCAAUGUAAAUGGAAUGCAGGAAUAAUUGUCUUUCCACAUUAUGUAAAUAAAGAGAUCUGAGAGGGAGAAUGACACAGCACUCCCACCUCUGAGCUCGGUGUACAGCCUUCACACCGUCACUCACCCUGCAUACACAUUCUUUCAGCUAACUUUAAUACUGUAACGAAACCUUUUAAGCUUAACUUAACCCCCUCUUCUGACACUAACUCAUUUUGCCAAGAAGUGGGCUGAGAGCUGAGGGAGGGACUGUGGGGCAGUGCAGGGGGCGUGGUCUGGCAGUGAAUUUGACAGCAGGUGUGUGAAGUGCUGAGUGGUGGAGAGAGAAAGAUGACGACGUGACACCGUCGGUGUUUAUAAAACAGGGAGGAGUCUGGGUCAACGAGCCUCGCUGUGAUUAGACCAGAGGCUCGUUAAACUUGGUGUUGGUCAUUUUUGUCACAUUUAUAAUUUCAGUACUGUGGUGAUUUACACCUGGAUCAGAAAUAGCAUUACUAGAUGUGCAUAUGCACUGAUUUAUACCUAAAAGAAAAUGUGGUUUAGGGGUUUAUUUGCACUUUAAAAGGGGAAAUGUGUGAAACAAUAAUAAUAAUAAGAGGUUCAGAGAUGGAGAGAUCAUCACAGGUCAUCUGUUGUCUGCUCAUCUGAUUCAUCUGAACACUUUUUCCCUGACUUUACUCAAGUGUGAUUUCUCUUUUGUUUUUUAAUGUUUUUAAUGCUUUCAGUUGCAAUCGAGCGCAUUGUUUACGUUUGGUCACAGAUUAUGAUUUAAUAAGUGUCUGGACUGAAGUGGCAGGACAUUUUUAUUUACUUAGAAGCCAAGAUCAGCAGUUUUUCUUUCUGUCAUAUCAAGCAAGUGCUUUAAGCUGCUUUUACAAAACCAGAAACAGCUUUAAUAUUUUAUUGCAGAUUAAAAAAUAAUAAUUAAAAUUUCACUAUGAUAACUUUAUGUAUAUGUGUAUAUAUAUAUAUAUAUAUAUAUAUAUAUAUAUAUAUAUAUAUAAUUAUGGCCAGUUUAAAUUGAAUUGACAUUUGCACCAUGAAAACAACACAACACUCCAUUGCAGUGAGUAAAACUGUAAAAAAAGAAGAAAUUCUAGGAUAAAAAUACAGUGAAGCUCAACGAUGUGUUUCCACUGCAGUCGUCUGGAUUAACACUGAACUCACAACCAGAAAACAAGACGGCAAGAGAAAGACGACCCAGAGACUGUGACUGUUGAUUUCCUUAAACCUUUUUUAUUCAAUCUAAACUAAAAGAACAGAGUUUUGUAGACACUAUAUAUAUAUGUGUGUGUGUGUGUGUGCGUAAAAGCAUACUUUUGUUGUCUGUCCUGUAUUAUGUUAAUCUUUCCCAGGUUCCUCAAUAAUGUUCAGUUGUCAUAAAAAUCAGGAGAAAAUGUUGAUUUUACAAAACGUGUUGAUUUUCGACCGAUGUCUCUUUGGGAAAGUGAAACACGGGUCCUUCACUUGAACACGAGCAGGAAUUGGUCUGUGUCCUCGCGUGUGUGUGUGUGUGUGAGGGGGUCUAAGUGAGCGGGUUCUGGUGGUUGUCAGUGCAGCAGAGGAGCAGUGGGCCUCCUCUCUGGUAAGAUGAUAUCAGUUCAUGUGGAUGCUCUCUGCAGACUUUGAACCGUCUGCUCCUUUUUCUGGUUUAUCCGUUUGAAUGUUUUAAAGUAAACCCUGCAGAGAACAAUGUAUUUAAAUGAGGUGAAUGUUAAGAAUGUGUAUCACUAAAAUAAACUUUUUAAGGAACAUUCA